Messenger RNA from Hyalella azteca, 2028 nucleotides. RefSeq lists its product as uncharacterized. The record is from RefSeq and is a predicted model, not a curated record. Gene Ontology annotation, molecular function: transcription corepressor activity. The transcript has 10 exons. The coding region runs from base 309 to 1931 and encodes 540 amino acids. Gene Ontology annotation, biological process: negative regulation of DNA-templated transcription. Lineage: Eukaryota; Metazoa; Arthropoda; Malacostraca; Amphipoda; Hyalellidae. Gene Ontology annotation, cellular component: nucleus.
CGUCAGGAGGUAGGGUGUGCGUCGCUCUUUAAAAGUUUUGCUCUGUGACCGAAAUUAGGCACCAAAAUUAACAGAAAACUUUGCAAAGCGCUGGAUUGUUAAAUGUGAAUUACACUCAUGAAUGAAAUUGUUCAGUGUUCGUGGCAUCAUGCAUGCUAGUGUUGGUAUAAUUCUGAAGUAUUAGAAAAAGAGAAUUCAUAGGCAUGUGUUUUGGAUUUGUGUGUACACAAACAAAUUGCCUAAUGAAUGGAUAGAAAAUUAAUCCACUAUAUUUGUGAGAAGCAUCUCGUACACUCCAAGGAAAAAGAAUGACUUCCCCAGGAGGGCUGCUGGAGGCGGCGGCCAUCAAGCAGGAGGUGGACGCGUCGCCCGACGGAGGCGCUGACGCCGGCAGCGCGGACGACGCUGAGGCUCCUGCGCUGUCCGCAGUUGCGGAAAAAACUCGUAAAGGUCGCUCCAGCGACGCGUGCAGCUCGUUCAGCUCCCCCACAUCCACGUCCCCCACCUCAUCCACCGCCAGCAUCCACACCACAGCGCCGGCGGUGGAUGAAGGGAGCGCCCGCAUCACAGCCACCAUCGCCAAGACAUCCCCGUGUGUUAUAGAGGUGCUAUUCCUACCUGGAGGUGUUGUAGAGGUGCUAUUCCUACCUGGAGGUGUUAUAGAGGUGCUAUUCCUACCUGCAGGUGUUAUAGAGGUGCUAUUCCUACCUGGAGGUGUUAUAGAGGUGCUAUUCCUACCUGGAGGUGUUAUAGAGGUGCUAUUCCUACCUGCAGGUGUUAUAGAGCCUGUGCAGCAGUACGUGGCAGUGCAGGAGGCAGCACUGCUGGAGGCUGCAGCAGCAGCAGCAGCAGCUCCUGCAGAGCCUGGAGUGGACUUCUUCUCGCAGGACCCCACAGCGCCCCCUUCAGCGCCCCCUUCGGUGCCCCUCAGCGGCGCCUCUAAGCGCAAGCAAUAUUCCAGUUCGUAUUUCGAGAGCGGGGACCGCAGCAGCAUAUCCCCUCCCCCCGCCAAGAGGCUAGGGGGGCUGUUCUCCCCCCCGUACCCCGCGAUGGGGGGCAGCAGCCCCGACCCCCCCUCCCUCCUCACCCCCACACAGCUCCCCACCACCUCCACCGCCCCCACCAACGCCGUCAAUGACGAUGAAUGGAAGAACAUACAUAUGACUUGCGCGCGGUGUGGCCGGUCUGCGGACUACGACGCAGAGGUCCGCAGACACGCAGCCGAGCUCGUGGCGCAGGCCAUCCGUGCCACGGAGGACAGGGUGGCCGAGGUCAAGCGCAAGGCAGAGGAGGCGGUGAGUGAAGUGCGGCGGGCGGCGGUGGCGGAAGUGCAGCGCGCGGCGGCGGCGGCGGAGACGCGCGCGCAGGAGCUCGUGACGGCUGAGCGCGCGCGCCUCGAGGGCCUCGUGCGCGAGCUCGCGCGCCGCGACGCUGGUGACCCUCGCCCCGACCCCCACCAGGCUUGCUGGAACUGCGGACGCAAGGCGCACGAGACGUGCAGCGGCUGCAACACGGCGCGCUACUGCGGUCCCUUCUGUCAGCACAAGGACUGGGACGCCCACCAUAAGGUGUGCUCACCCACCCUCGCCUCCACCACCACCACAACCACCAACAACAACCUAAACAACCACACCAAUAACAACCUAAACAACCACACCAAUAACAACAUUACAAGUAGUAGCAGUAACAAUAACUCCAGCAGUAAUGGCGCUAACUCUAACGGGUUAGGCAUGUCACCCGUUGGUGUUAUUAACGGGCUACAGCCUCCCGUGGGGCUACACAACGGGCACCAGCCCCCCGUGGGGCUACACAACGGGCACCAGCCCCCCGCGGGGCUCCACAACGGGCACCAGCCCCCCGUAGCCCCCAAGCUAGCCACCGUCACCCACAAGCUCCUUGCUAAGGCCGCCGAAGUUAAUAAAAUGGAAUGAGGUUUAUUAUGGUUGGGAGGCCUAGCCCAAGAAAUGGACGCAUUUACCCCAAAACUAAAUUUAAAAUAUUACCUAGUACUCAGUGCAGUGAGUGACA